AUGGAGGAGUGCGCUUGCCUCUGCGGCUUGGGCUCUUCGCGGGGAUGUCGGUGUCGUCAGGAGCCCCGGGGCCCAGCUGAGACGGCAGCGGCCGAGGGCAAGCGGUGUCCUCAGAAGCGCCAGCGCCCAGCUGAGACGGCAGAGGCCAAUGACAAGCCGGCCCCGGCAGAGAAGCACCUCGAGGCGGCCGCGGCCACGCCCUUCUGUGCAGGGAGUGGAGGAACGGCGAGCCCCAUGCCGCCCCCGCACUGCUCGCUGCAGGACCUGCCUGUGGAGAUGCUGGUGGAGAUCUUCGCCUCGCUCCCCGGCACCGACCUGGCCAGCCUGGCCCAGGUCUGCACCAAAUUCCGCCGCAUCCUGCACAUCGACAGCAUCUGGAGACGGCGCUGCCGGGAGGAGUUUGGCGUUUGUGAAAACUUGCAGGACCUGGAGACGGUGGGUACGUCUUACCGAGAGGUCUAUGCGAAGCUGCUCCACCCGUACAGACACAUCUUGGGUUUGUGGCAGCGAGAUGCUGAGGGCCUUAAAACGCUGCUGUAUGUCGCGGUGGACGGCUUAGGCAUCACUGCGUGGACGGACAGGCCUUGUCUUCACCUCCUGGUGGACGGCCCGAUGCAGUUCAAGCCCGCGUUCCGAAUCCGCCUGACGGAGACGCAAUCAGCCGCGGUGGAGUGCAUGGAAGGCCGCCACCGCAGGCCCCACGGCCGCCGCCUGCAGAUUCGGAAGGACAGGCUCCGCACCCGGUGCAAGAAGACAGACCACCUGAAGGAUUUACCGACGCGGCUUCUGGAGAAAUGGGGGCAGAUUCUGGUGCCGGAGGACAGAAGGCGGUAUGACUGCCGGACCUACCGCCGCCUCUACCUCCCGCCCAGCCACCCGGACGACCUCAUCAGGCCAGGCCUCUUCCAACGCAAACCCAAUUACUAUGGCCUGAUCGCCGUGCUCAGCUUCCACGGGAAGUGUGCCAGGCUCACGCCCAUCACGGGAACCUUAUUCCCGACGUUACAGAUCCACCUCAUGCGCCGCAUCGAGAUGCGAGGUGGCGAGAUCUUCUGGGACGUCGAUGCGCUCUCCCGCGUGGUCCGGGAGAUGGAGGAGCAGGUGCUCCGGGAGCAGCAGCAGCAUGAGGACGGGACUGAGGACAGCGAGGGCCGUGGCGGGAUGUGUUUCUAUGGCGUGAGCACUUCUAUCUAUAAUGGCUUCACCGAGUCCAGCACUGGCGUCGUCGUCACCCUGUUCGAUGAGAACCGCUUCGGGUUCCUGUGUCUGCAGGAGAGAGCCUUCAGCCUGUUCGGCAGAGUCCAGAACACCUUCGGGAAUGCGGAGGCGCCAUCGCCGCAGGCCUUCCUGGAGAUGCUCUCCAGCAUCCGGUCCUGA
Messenger RNA from Myotis myotis, 1377 nucleotides. Its product is annotated as F-box only protein 31-like. Bases 1 to 1377 code for a protein of 458 amino acids. The record is from RefSeq and is a predicted model, not a curated record. The transcript has 2 exons. NCBI's taxonomy places the organism in Eukaryota, Metazoa, Chordata, Mammalia, Chiroptera, Vespertilionidae. Gene Ontology annotation, molecular function: protein binding.